Messenger RNA from Drosophila gunungcola (fruit fly), 701 nucleotides. RefSeq lists its product as uncharacterized. NCBI's taxonomy places the organism in Eukaryota, Metazoa, Arthropoda, Insecta, Diptera, Drosophilidae. Bases 117 to 587 code for a protein of 156 amino acids. Gene Ontology annotation, molecular function: protein binding. The transcript has a single exon. The record is from RefSeq and is a predicted model, not a curated record. Gene Ontology annotation, biological process: cytoplasmic translation.
CUGCUGACAUGGCCUGGCAUUACAUUUCAAAUAAUUUCGGUUGAGUAGGAAGAGACAUUCAGGGGAAGCAGCAAAAUUACAAAAAAGAAAUAGUCAAAAUUCCAAAUUACCCAAGGAUGAGGCACAUUAAGCGGGGAGAUGGCGGAAAAGUUGUGGUGCGGGAUUCACCAGACAAUUGGGAUGCUGUGAGGUCAGCGAGGUUUUUCGGGAAUUUGCAGGAAAAUGAGGUGCGAACAAUGCACUAUUUGGGCCUGGCUUACGUGGUUUUGGCCCGUCGCCCACGUUUGCAAUUGAAGGUUCCAUUGGCCACCCAAAACUACGAGGACGGAGCGAAUUGGGGAGCGGGCGAGCAGGGAGGCUUUGCCCUCCAGUUGGUGUUCACCUGCCCCUCGAACUAUCCUUUGGAGGUGCCGCAGGUGGAGAUCGUCGAGAAGCGCAACAUCAGCGAGUCGCUGGAGCAGGCCCUCCACUUGGAGAUCAGCCAGACCUUGGAGCAGCACCUGGGCCUCCAGAUGAUAGUGCCCGUGGUCAGCCGGCUGCAAAUGAUGCUGAACAAGGAGAUGAGGAGGCAGCCGACUCGGGAAUGAGGUCACCAUUGUGGCUAUUAUUGCCAGAUCCUGUGCGUGUUUGUCCUUAAGCUCUUUCUCACCUCGUUUCGUGCAAAACCAAAUUUAUUAAUUUAUUAUUUAUAAUUCCAUCAU